AUGUCUGGUAUUGCCCAAAUUAGUUGUGGUAAUCAUCACAUACUGGCCCUCACAAGUGAUGGCCGGGUCUACGCCUGGGGUCACAACAAUUGGAGACAAAUUGGUUGCGGAAUAAAUGAAAGCGAGGAUAAGACUACAAGUGAUGGUAACUAUAAAACCCAAUUCAUUGAGAUGUCAGCCACAGGUUCGGGUGGUUUUGGGACUGUAUUUAAAGUAAAGCAUAGAUUGGAUGAUAAGAUAUAUGCCGUUAAAAGAGUUCAAUUUGGGGAUUUUAGUGAAGAUAAGAGACAAAAAGUUUUAGCAGAAGUGAAAAGUUUGGCAAAACUGGACUCAAAAUAUGUGGUAAAGUAUUACAACUCAUGGCUUGAGUCCAAUCAUCUCUUCAUUCAAAUGGAGUUCUGUUCACAAAGUCUUAAAUCUGUUCUCAAAGACAAACCCAUUGUCUUCGAGAGA
Molecule: messenger RNA, 453 nt
Organism: Medioppia subpectinata
Lineage: Eukaryota; Metazoa; Arthropoda; Arachnida; Sarcoptiformes; Oppiidae
Source: the annotation of a GenBank genome assembly